GCCCCGGCGGCGGCGUUUGAGUGGAGGAAGAUGGCGGCUCCGGGCGGCUCGGGGUCCGGCCCGCUGUGAGGAGCCCCGAGUGCGGCAAGCACGGCCUGAGGCGGAGCGCCUCUGCUCUGGCCCUGCCCGGGCUCCCUCACCGCUGUCGUCAGCGGAGCUAACCCGAGAGCGUGGCGCGGGCUGGGCCAGCUGUCGAGUGGAAUGUCAUGGCCAGUUCCUCGGACAGUGAAGAUGACAGUUUCAUGGCGGUGGACCAAGAAGAAACUGUGCUAGAAGGGACAAUGGAGCAAGAUGAGGAGCCCCAACCAAUAUUGGAGGUUGAGGAGACUAGACAUAAUAGGUCCAUGUCUGAGCUGCCUGAAGAGGUUUUGGAAUACAUCCUAUCCUUUCUUUCACCCUACCAAGAACACAAAACUGCAGCCCUUGUCUGCAAACAAUGGUAUCGACUUAUCAAAGGUGUAGCUCACCAGUGUUAUCAUGGUUUCAUAAAGGCUGUUCAGGAAGGAAACAUUCAGUGGGAGAGUCGGACUUACCCUUAUCCUGGAACCCCGAUCACUCAGCGGUUCUCACACAGUGCAUGCUAUUAUGAUGCUAAUCAGUCUAUGUAUGUGUUCGGAGGCUGUACCCAAAGUAGCUGCAAUGCUGCCUUCAAUGACCUCUGGAGACUUGACCUGAAUAGCAAAGAAUGGAUCCGACCUUUGGCUUCAGGGUCCUAUCCUUCCCCCAAAGCCGGAGCGACUCUGGUCGUGUACAAGGACCUGCUGGUGCUGUUUGGUGGCUGGACACGGCCAAGCCCUUAUCCUCUACACCAACCUGAGAGAUUUUUUGAUGAAAUACACACUUACUCACCCUCUAAAAACUGGUGGAACUGCAUUGUGACGACCCAUGGGCCACCUCCCAUGGCCGGCCAUUCCUCCUGUGUGAUAGAUGAUAAAAUGAUUGUCUUUGGUGGCUCCUUAGGAUCCCGGCAAAUGAGCAAUGAUGUCUGGGUCCUAGACCUUGAGCAGUGGGCGUGGUCCAAGCCAAACAUCUCUGGCCCCAGUCCUCAUCCUCGAGGUGGCCAAUCUCAGGGAUCAAAUUUGACAUGGGAGAAUGGAGAGCUUAUGAUUGUCAUAGAUGAUGCAACUAUCUUAAUCCUUGGAGGGUGUGGCGGUCCCAAUGCUCUAUUCAAGGAUGCUUGGUUGUUGCACAUGCACCCAGGUCCCUGGGCCUGGCAGCCACUCAAGGUAGAAAAUGAAGAUCAUGGGGCCCCAGAACUGUGGUGCCAUCCAGCUUGCCGGGUGGGGCAGUGUGUGGUGGUCUUUAGCCAGGCUCCCAGUGGGAGAGCGCCACUCAGCCCGAGUUUGAACUCUCGCCCAUCACCUAUCAGUGCCACUCCUCCAGCCCUGGUUCCUGAAACCCGAGAGUAUCGCUCUCAGUCUCCAGUAAGGAGUAUGGAUGAAGCUCCGUGUGUCAACGGCCGCUGGGGAACACUGAGACCCAGAGCUCAGAGGCAGACCCCCUCAAGUUCCCGGGAAGGAAGCCUUUCCCCAGCCAGAGGAGAUGGCUCUCCUGUCCUCAAUGGUGGGAGUUUAUCUCCAGGAACAGCAGCUGUAGGUGGCUCUUCCUUGGACAGCCCUGUACAGGCCAUAUCUCCUAGCACUCCAUCUACCACUGAAGGAUAUGACCUAAAAAUGGGACUUUCUUUGGCUCCUCGACGAGGAUCACUACCAGAUCAGAAAGAUCUGAGAUUAGGAUCAAUAGAUCUGAAUUGGGAUCUGAAACCCGCUUCUAGUAGCAAUCACAUGGAUGGUGUGGACAACAGGACAGUUGGAGGAAGCAUGAGACACCUUCCUGAACAGACAAACGGUGUACAUACCCCACCACAUGUGGCCAGUGCCCUUGCAGGAGCUGUCUCCCCAGGUGCCCUGCGCCGGAGCCUAGAAGCCAUCAAAGCAAUGACGUCCAAGGGCCCCUCAGCCUCUGCAGCACUAAGUCCUCCUCUGGGCUCUUCUCCAGGCUCCCCUGGGAGUCAGAACCUGAGCAGUGGAGAAACAGUGCCCGUUCCCCGGCCAGGGCCAGCCCAAGGAGAUGGACAUUCCUUACCUCCCAUUGCCCGCCGCCUGGGCCACCACCCUCCACAGUCCCUAAAUGUUGGCAAACCCUUGUACCAGAGUAUGAACUGCAAGCCCAUGCAGAUGUAUGUGCUGGACAUUAAAGACACCAAGGAGAAGGGACGGGUCAAAUGGAAAGUAUUUAAUAGCAGUUCUGUGGUCGGACCUCCUGAAACCAGCCUGCAUACAGUGGUACAAGGCAGGGGUGAGCUCAUCAUAUUUGGAGGACUGAUGGACAAGAAACAGAAUGUGAAGUACUAUCCAAAAACAAACGCCUUGUACUUUGUGCGAGCAAAGAGAUAAUGUUCUAAACCCCUUUCCCUUUUUGUGGCUUUUAAUUUGGAAUUUUCCAGCGUGCAAGCAUUUGGACUGAGAAUUAGGAAAACAAAGGACAAAAUUACUCCCAUAAACCAAAACCCCAGUUUCCAACCUCACUCACUCCAGGCUGGGAUCAAAUCUCCAUUAAGAAAAAAUAUAUAUAUAAAUGUAUAUUAUAUAGCCAACUCUGUUUACAAAGAGGGAGAGAUCUCCGUCCUGGCUCAGAUAAAAUUGUUGCUGUGUUUUAGCAGAGGCUGUGCUGCCUUUUCUACUUUGCUGAUAACUAGACCAAGAAUUUAGGGAACAGACUAAUAUCAGAACUUUCCUAAGGAAACUGAAGAGCCCUUUGUAAAUCUUUAUGUGGCCUUCUCAGAGUUAGAAAAAGAAAGGCAGGAUGCACAGGUAGAGGUUCAGAUUCGCGUGCUUCAGGUGCUGGCAAGGUAAGAAUAACCUGUAGAAAAUUGUUUCCCCUUCUCUUAAAACCACAGAGGACCUGUGAAAACCUCUCUUUGCAGUAAUGCCCUAAGGCUGGCCCCAUUCUGCCCUUGGUGACGGAGGGCAGUUACCCAGAACAGCAAGGGAUUUCGUUCCAUGUUCAUGUGUGCGGACCAUCGUGAAACAAUGUGUGUACAGCGACACCUGUCCACCUAGUAUCCAUUGGUCUUCUGAGUGCUCCCUCCCUGUCUCAGAAAACAUUUUGGUAUCUGGUUUUAUGGAAUUCCCUGACAAUCAUAUUUGGUUGCAAGUUGCCAAAAACCACAUUUGUUGUCCUUUUCCUUCCUUUAAAACUUGAUCUUCAGAAGCUGCCUUUUCUUCUCCCCACCUUUUUUUCAUAGGCAGAUUUUUUAAAGUCCUAAAACCUUCCUCAUUUUUUUGUUUCUUUUAUAAAGCUCCAGUGCCCAGAGAAAUAUCUUAGAAAUUUCUGGAACACUUUCUCUGGUGUCACUAAGGGGUUGGUAGAGAAUUCCAAAUGCCAGUAUCGUGAGAGAUCCUUGAAGCAUCAGAAUAGAUCGUUUUUCCUUAUGAGCUGCUUUUUACUUCCAAAUCACAGUGGGCACAUCCAUCCAUAUUUAUAAAAUGUGGAAAUUGAUCCUGAGAGGGAAUCCCAAUACCAGUUCCUUCUAGAAAUUAAUUUUGUCCUUGUUGUGACAUGCAUUUUUCUGCCUGGCUACUAACCGGUGAUUGGGUUGAAUGACGUGUGCUUGACCUCUUUGAUGUAUGCCUGACCUUGGAAGCAGCUCCUUCUUUGUGAUUGCCUCAUUCACGUGUCACCCAGACAAGGCUUGGCUUUUUACUUUCAUGUCAUUUCUGAGAUAAGAUGCAACCACCUUUGGUGAUACAUGAUCUCUAAAACUAUGGCCUGGACACGUUGGAACCACUUAAAUAUGGAUUUUUAUUUUGUGUGUGUGUGAUUUCUCAUCAAUAGAAAGAGGAUUUUUAUUUUGUCUUUAGGAUUUAAAUUUCAAAACAUUGCAUUUCCCAUCCCCCCCCUCCCCUUUUUCUUGUUCACAUUUCCCAAGCACAAGCCUGCUACAGCUGGCCCUGGGUCCUGGCUUUCAGCCAGCUCUCAGCAGGCUGUCUGAUAUGUAUGUUUUCUCCUGUUACAUCAUGUUGAGUCCUUUUCCCUAGCCAUCAGCUUUUACAAUGUGGUCUUGGUGGGAAAGUCCCCCUGGUGCCAAGCCCAGGAAAGGGGCAGCUUCCAGGGAGGGAUGUGUGUUUCAAAAACUGCCCUUGGAUGAGGGAACUACCAUGUGCCUACUAACUGGUGUCCAGCUGCUCACAGCUCAGCUCUUAGCUUUCCAGACUCCCUGCUCUGGGGCUGCUGCUGGUCCUUCUUUGGCAAAGACUGUUAGGUCAUGGGGGUGGUCCUUACUCACAAGAGAAAGCUAGCCUAGAAGAUUAGCAAUUUUGGCAUUAUUGAUGUUGCUGAACCAUGUUUAUGACAUUGCACUUGUGCAUGGACAGUGCCUCCAAACGCAGUUCUAUUUAAAUAUGAAGUAUUUGGAAGCCUGAAAGUGCAGAUUCCAACUCUGUAACCUUUCUCUUUGUCCUGUGGCCUUCCUAAGCCAGCUGUUAAUUUGUUGAUUCCUUCUGCUUUCCCCAAGUAGGCAGGUAACAGAGAGGAUUCCUUCAGAAAGUAACCUGGCUCCUCAGAACUCCCUGGCAUCCCAGUAUUACCCACACCACUUGGAACCAGACUGUCCGUUUACAGCCCUUUAAGAAAAAUCUGCCUCGUCUCCACCCAGUGGUGUCUGUCUUGGUGACUCCUGGGCAGUGUGGGCGUGAACCUUGGGAGAGCGACUCAGCAGUCAAGGCGAUUGCCUCCUCAGAGCCUGUGAAGCCACACGUGCGUGGAACUGCAGGCGUCUCAGCUGAGGUGGCCAUUUCCACAGCACCGCGAUACUUCAGUCAGACCAGGUUUAACCACAACUCUGGUUUUGAUAUGAUGCCAAUUUUUGUCUUAACAGUCACUGAGAAAAAUGAGACAACAUAUUUUUUUUUAACCCUCAGGAGCACCUAAAGCAAAUAUUUAUCAGUAUUUAAGUAUUUAAAGUACAUUUUGUUUCUACUUGAAGCUUUAACCCCAUCCAUUCCUGCAAGUGUGCCUUCGAGAGCCCCUGUGUCAUACUGACCUCCCACCACCUUGUUGCCCUCAGUGGGAAGUUUAGUCUCUUACCCUCGUGGACAGAGCUUCCUGUUUUCUCCUGCAGUCUGGGCAGCAGAGCGGGCUCUGUCCUUUCGUUCAUGUUGUACAUUCGGGUGGUGGGCUCCACAGUCCCCACCCCCCACAUUUGGGAGCACAAAUAGGUGUCGAAACAAGCUGAAAUUUAGUUGUACGGCCAUCUUGGGCUUGCUCUCCUUUCAGCCCUUCUGGAUUGAUUUCAUUUUAAUGUUUGAGUUUUACAUCAAGAGCUGAAACCAUGAACUAUCCUAGGAACUGAGUUGAACUCUUUAAAAUAAAGAAACAAGAGGAGGAAAGAAAACUAACUUAAGAAAUCUUGGCUUUGGAGGACAGAAAGCCACCAGCUGAUGGAGAACAGUGGGAUGUUGCCCUUCCCUCACGCUAUCUUUCUGGGUUUCCUUCUUUCCUUCCCCUUAAAAAAGUGAUAUUCCUGGUUGGGUUGUCUGUCUGUCCUUGUCCCUGUGGUGAUCCUGGCAUGGUGAUGUGCUCUGCUUUGCAUUAUCUUUGGUCUCUUACCAGCACACAAAUCAGUGGGGAGGAUCCGAACACAUCCGGGGGCAAGAAAGCUGAAUUCUGAGGCCUGGGUCCUGUGCAGCCUCCCCACAGACUGCAGAAGGCAUGUUCUGCAUGGUCACCAGUAAGUGGCUCCCUCACCAUGAUCAUUGUCAAGUGAGAACAAUCCUGAGGCUUUGCCUCCAUCUGUACUCUCUCCCUGCUCAGCUCCCCUCCCACCAACCAGGGUUUAUGUCAGCGCACCCCCCGUGUGCCCUGGCAAAGCUGGUGCUGAGUGAUGUUUCCCAUACAACUCAGGGGUCCCAGGUGGCCUAUCCUGAGAUGCUCAUUUUAGGCGCAUAAUGGUGUAGGAAUGAAAAGUGGAUUUGAUUUCAUUGAUACUUAAAUCACUGUCAAUUUCAUUUUUUUGUUGUCUUAUCCUGAUAACUUUUUAGCAAUUUAACAAAUAAAACAAAAUGGACAGAA
This is a messenger RNA of Eptesicus fuscus (big brown bat), 6072 nucleotides long. It is a transcript of the gene FBXO42, whose product is annotated as F-box protein 42. Lineage: Eukaryota; Metazoa; Chordata; Mammalia; Chiroptera; Vespertilionidae. The transcript has 11 exons. Gene Ontology annotation, molecular function: protein binding. The coding region runs from base 207 to 2396 and encodes 729 amino acids. The record is from RefSeq and is a predicted model, not a curated record.